CCCGCUCGCUCGCUCGCUCGCGUCCACACGGCCCCCGGCCGAUCGCUCGCUCGCUCAUUCGCUCACCCGGGCCCGCAGCCGCAGCCCUCGGCGGCUCCGCCCCGCCGCGCCCCGCCCCGCCCCGCCGGCCCGGCCGCAGCCCCCAGCGUCCCGGUCGCCUGAGUCACCGCCAUGGCCGAGAGCGCGGAGAGCGGCGGCCCCCCGGGCGCGCAGGACGGCGCGGCCGACGGCGGCCCCGCGGAGCCCAAGAUCAUGAAGGUCACGGUGAAGACGCCGAAGGAGAAGGAGGAGUUCGCUGUGCCCGAGGACAGCUCGGUCCAGCAGUUCAAAGAAGAAAUCUCUAAACGUUUCAAUUCUCAUACUGACCAACUUGUGUUGAUAUUUGCUGGGAAAAUUCUAAAAGAUCAAGAUACUUUGAGUCAGCAUGGAAUUCAUGACGGACUUACAGUUCAUCUUGUCAUCAAAACACAGAACAGGCCACAAGAUAAUCCAGCUCAGCAAACAAAUACCACUGGAAGCAAUGGGACCAAUACAUCAUCUCCUAACAGUAACUCCACAUCUAGUCCUGCUGCUAACAGCCCUUUUGGCUUAGGUGGACUUGGAGGACUUGCAGGUCUGAGUAGUUUGGGUUUAAACACCACCAACUUCUCUGAACUACAGAGCCAAAUGCAGCGUCAGCUUUUGUCCAACCCUGAGAUGAUGGUGCAGAUCAUGGAAAACCCCUUCGUCCAGAGCAUGCUCUCCAACCCUGACCUGAUGCGACAGCUGAUUAUGGCCAACCCACAGAUGCAGCAGUUGGUACAGAGGAACCCAGAGAUUAGCCACAUGCUCAAUAACCCAGACAUAAUGAGACAGACUCUGGAACUUGCCAGAAAUCCAGCAAUGAUGCAGGAAAUGAUGAGAAACCAGGACCGAGCCUUGAGCAACCUAGAGAGUAUUCCUGGGGGCUACAAUGCCUUACGACGCAUGUACACAGACAUCCAGGAGCCCAUGCUGAAUGCUGCUCAGGAGCAGUUUGGUGGUAAUCCAUUUGCUUCCUUAGUGAGCAGUACUUCCUCCGGUGAAGGAAGUCAGCCCUCUCGAACAGAAAAUAGGGAUCCACUACCCAACCCGUGGGCUCCGCAGACUUCCCAGAGUUCACCAGCCUCUGGUAGCACCACUAGCACUGUGAGCGGCUCUGCUGGGGGUGCCACCAGUACCCCAGCUGGGCAGAGUACCUCAGGACCAGGCUUGGUGCCCGGAGCGGGAGCUAGCAUGUUCAACACACCAGGAAUGCAAAGCUUGCUGCAGCAGAUAACUGAGAACCCGCAGCUUAUGCAGAACAUGCUGUCUGCCCCGUACAUGAGGAGCAUGAUGCAGUCACUGAGCCAGAACCCUGACCUUGCUGCACAGAUGAUGCUGAAUAACCCCCUAUUUGCUGGAAACCCUCAGCUUCAAGAACAAAUGAGACAACAGCUCCCAACUUUCCUCCAACAAAUGCAGAGUCCUGACACGCUCUCAGCAAUGUCAAACCCUAGAGCUAUGCAGGCGCUGUUGCAGAUCCAGCAGGGCUUGCAGACGUUGGCGACAGAAGCCCCUGGCCUCAUCCCAGGGUUUACUCCUGGCGUGGGGGCCGCAGGCAAUUCGGGAGGCUCUUCGGCAAACAAUGCGCCCAACACUGCACCUGCUGAAAACACGAGCCCCACAGGGGGCGCUACUGAGCCGGGCCACCAGCAGUUUAUCCAGCAAAUGCUACAAGCUCUUGCUGGGGUGAAUCCUCAGCUGCAGAGCCCAGAAGUCAGGUUCCAACAACAACUGGAACAGCUCAGUGCCAUGGGAUUCUUGAACCGUGAAGCAAACUUGCAAGCUCUCAUAGCGACUGGGGGUGACAUCAACGCAGCGAUUGAGCGGUUGCUGGGCUCCCAGCCAUCAUAGCAGCAUUUCUGUAUCCUGAAAAAAUGUAAUUUAUUUUUGAUAACGGCUCUUAAAUCUUUAAAUAACCUGCUUUAUUUCAUUGGGAUUCUGUGCUGUUAUAGGAGACCGAUAGGAAGGAAGCGCCUGAGGGGGUGCAGUGAGACACACGUGCGGGUUCUUUGGAACAGUGGGAAUCAAUGUUUUCAGUUAAGGCUGCUGCAUGCAUCAAACACUUGGCAUUUAUUGUAAUUUUUUUUUAAAUAUCACCUUUUCUAAUUGGGUGAACAAAUUUUUGUCCUGCAUCUGUCUAACUUGCUUUUUAAACAUAACCCCAUGGUAGUAAUUUAUGUAGAAUAAAGGCAUUAAAAGCAGAUCAUUUGCGCUCCAUGAUUUGUGGUACAAUAUUGCUUACUGUGACUUUGGCAUGUACUUUUGCAAAUAAUGCUGUAAGGUUUAUACUACUGACAAUUUUGCUUAUUUGUAUACAGUACAAAUUACUGCACAUUUCUAGGUCAUCUAAGCAAAAUUCCUGUAACCAAAAAAAGUAAAAUAAGGAUUCCUAAUUGUGUAGAAUCUUACAGCAUCUUUGAUAAACACCUCUCAGCAGAAGUGCCGUUUAGUCAGGUUUGUUGAAAAUAAAGAAAAGCUGAUUCUGGUUAUCUCUUUAGGGACAUGUAAUUGUACAGACAAUAUAAUGUAACAAUAUCUCAGCAUUGACAUAAUGGCUGGAAAUGACCUGUGUUUGUUCAGCUGUAACUGCUCCAGUGCAUUUGCUGGGCUUCCUGCCCCACGGAGGUGUCCAAGCAGCAUCGAGUGGGAUUGAAAUGUUGUUUUCCCUCAAAGUGCUGGCGUUUCCGUCUUAAUUGCCAUUAAAAGUAGAGCUAUCUCUUGGGUUUAUCAGCUCUCUCAUUCAUAGGCAAUACCCACAUUUAAAAUGAUUAGUAAGCCACUUGUUUCUGAAGUGUUUUCCUAGUUCUAUUAAGAAAUAGUUGACUGUUGUGCUGUUCAGAGCCUCAGAAGGGGGGUGGGGGAGGGACAAGACAGAAUCUAUUCUGGAUUGGGCCAGCCUGAACUGAUACUGGCAACCAAGGUCUGUGAAGAUUCCAUGCGUAAAGCAGUGUCAGUCUGGUGAGACAAAGAGCCGUUUUCACAGUUUUGAGUAAGUUUGGCUGUCUGACAGCCUCUUUCUUCCUUCCCAAAGAAGUUCUGUUUGCCUCACUCUCACACUGUUGGGGUGAUACAUUCCUUCGGGACCAAUUAAAAUAUAACUUUAGGGUCAGUGAGAUAUGCGGCUGACUCUGGUUCAGUAUUCUCUUAGGUCAUUGUAUUCUCUCUUGUACAGUUACCCAAAAUUAUAAUGUUGAAAUAAAUAAUCUAAAAUGAGUUCAGACAAAUAAAAUCAAGGGAAAUAGAUGGUGAAUUCUGUAACUUCUGUAACUUGCUUGCUAUUAAAAGGUUGCGAGGCCAGGUUGACCCCAGACUGCCCUGCUCUGACACUGCCCCAAGAAGAGAGCGUGUACAAAGGUGGGGUGCAGCGAGGCUGAGGAGGCUGGCGAGGGUGUGCUGCGUCUCUGCUCUGCCUCACGCUCAGUCUGCCGAGUUAAAGACUUCUGUACUGGUGAAGGGACCACAGGAGGGGCUGUGUCAUAACCAGUUUGAUUUAUGAAUCACAAAUUACAAUAAAUCCCCAGCUUUCA
Messenger RNA from Mesocricetus auratus (golden hamster), 3590 nucleotides. It is a transcript of the gene Ubqln1, whose product is annotated as ubiquilin 1. The record is from RefSeq and is a predicted model, not a curated record. Gene Ontology annotation, molecular function: polyubiquitin modification-dependent protein binding. Gene Ontology annotation, cellular component: cytosol; autophagosome. Lineage: Eukaryota; Metazoa; Chordata; Mammalia; Rodentia; Cricetidae. Bases 172 to 1914 code for a protein of 580 amino acids. The transcript is spliced from 11 exons. Gene Ontology annotation, biological process: regulation of macroautophagy; autophagosome assembly.